This is a messenger RNA of Setaria italica (foxtail millet), 2312 nucleotides long. RefSeq names its product protein NRT1/ PTR FAMILY 8.1. NCBI's taxonomy places the organism in Eukaryota, Viridiplantae, Streptophyta, Magnoliopsida, Poales, Poaceae. The record is from RefSeq and is a predicted model, not a curated record. The transcript is spliced from 4 exons. Gene Ontology annotation, cellular component: membrane. Bases 454 to 2118 code for a protein of 554 amino acids. Gene Ontology annotation, biological process: oligopeptide transport; transmembrane transport. Gene Ontology annotation, molecular function: transmembrane transporter activity.
UUUCCAAUUCUCGCCGAGUUGCCGCUGGAAUGCUUGCUGGAUAUCCUACUAGCGUUCGUGCCGGAGCCGGCCCUACUGUCUGUCUGACUCGCAGUCACCAGCGAAGGCACGGCAUCCUGUGACGCAUCAGCUUUACGGUGCCCGGUCGUCUGCCAUUAUAAUCCUGCGAGUCCUCUUGUUCUGCAGCCCAUGCCCAGUCACCAUUGCGCUCGCUCGCACCAGUCCCAGUCUCACUCUCAAGUUGCUUCACAGCGCCAGCCGCCAGUCAUUCCAUCGCUUGCAGAGCAAAAGAAACUCGUGGAUAGGAGCUGCGCGCUGGGCUGAAAUAUCAAGAACGUUGGCUGAGCGAGGCUGGAAACAGGCGCAUUCUCGGUCGUCGGUCGGCCCGAGGCAAAUUAGCGAGCCAUCUCGAUUUGCACCUGUGGAAGUAUCUCAGCUGAGCCGCUGAAAACCAUGGAGGUGGAGGCCGUGGAAUCGAACGCCUUGCGCGGCGCCGCCGAUCGCCGGACGUCCAAGAGGGAUCGCCGGGUUUUCUGGGCCUGCAUCUUCAUCCUCGCGAACAACUGCUUCCAGUACACGGCCUACUUCGCCGUGUCGACGAACCUGGUGAACUACCUCAAGGACCGGUUGCACGUGGGCAGCAAGGCCGCCGCCAACGGCGUCACCAACUGGCUGGGCACGAGUUCCAUCACGCCGCUCGUCGCCGCAUUCCUCGCCGACGCCUUCCUCGGCAGGUACUGGACCAUCGCGCUCUUCCUCGUCAUCUCCGUCGUGGCCUACGCGGUGCUCGCGGCUAGCGCGGCGGCGGCGCUGGAGAGCGCAGCGUUCUACGCGGGCCUGUACCUGCUGGCGCUCGGCGGCGCGCUGCAGCCGGUGCUCACGUCGUUCGGGGCGGGCCAGUUCGACGAGGCCGACGAGGCGGAGCGCCGCCGGCAGAGCUCCUUCUUCAACUGGUUCUACAUGUCCAUCAACGUGGGAUCGCUCGUCGGCGGCACCGUGCUCGUGUGGGUGCAGUCCAGCGUCAGCUGGGGGCUCGGCUACGGCAUCCCGGCGCUGCUCAGCGUGGUGUCCGUCGCGGUGUUCCUCGCCGGCACCACCACGUACCAGAGCCACCAGCCGCCGGGCGGCAGCCCGAUCUCAAGGGUCGCGCAGGUGGUCGUCGCCGCGGUCAGGAAGUGCCGCGUGGAGGCGCCGGACGACGCGGCGGAGCUGCACGAGUACGAGGCCGACGACGGCAUGUCCGCGAUACAGGGGAGCCGCCGGCUCGCGCACACCGACCAGUUCAGGUUCCUGGACAAGGCGGCGGUGGAGACGGCGGGCGACAAGGCGCGUCCGAGCCCGUGGCGGCUAUGCACGGUGACGCAGGUGGAGGAGCUCAAGUGCGUGCUCCGCCUCCUCCCCGUGUGGGCGAGCGGCAUCAUCUUCGCGGCGGCGUACACGCAGAUGACCACCACCUUCAUCCUCCAGGGUGACACGCUGGACCCCUACGUCGGCGGCUUCCGCGUCCCCGCCGCCGUGCUCUCCGUCUUCGACACCCUCAGCGUCAUGCUCUGGGUUCCCCUCUACGACCGCGUCGUCGUCCCGCUCGCCCGCCGCGCCACGGGCCACGACCGCGGGUUCACGCAGCUGGCGCGCAUGGGCGUCGGCCUCGUCGUGCUCACCGCCGCCAUGCUCGCCGCCGGGACGCUCGAGGUCGAGCGCCGCCGCGUCAUCGCGCGCCACGGCAUGUACGACACCAACACGGGCGCCGACGGGGCGUACCUGCCCAUGUCCAUCUUCUGGCAGGUGCCGCAGUACGUGGUGGUGGGCGCGUCGGAGGUGUUCACCUUCAUCGGCCAGAUGGAGUUCUUCUACGACCAGGCGCCCGACGCGAUGCGGAGCCUCUGCUCGGGCCUCUCCAUGACGUCGUUCGCGCUGGGGAACUACGUGAGCUCGGCGCUCGUCACCGUGGUGGCGCGCGCCACGGCGAGGGGAGGGAGGGACGGCUGGAUCCCCGACGACAUCAACCGGGCGCACCUCGACAACUUCUUCUGGCUCCUCGCCAUGCUCUGCAUCGGCAACUUCGGCGUCUACCUGCUCAUCGCGCGGUGGUACACCUACAAGAAGACGGUGGAUUAGCUUAGGAUUAACGAUCACCACCUAAUCGCCUGUUACGUUCCUAUCAAUUGGCCUCCAAUGGUGUCAUUGAAACAUCGAUCUCACACUGGAAAUGGUGACGGAACUUACGGGCCGGGGGAAAACAGAAAAACGCCAUUGUAGCAUAAUAUGACUGGGCUUGGCCCAGGCGAAUAAAGCCUCACUGAUUGAGCCCA